AUGGGUGCACUACUUCUGGUAGCACUAAUGUGUUUCUGGGGCUGUUUCCUGUAUAAGAAACUUGGUAAACAUGAGGGUGGAAGUCUUGCAAUGGAUGUCAGUGGAGGUGCAUCAAUUGUGAUGUUUCAUGGAGAUUUGCCAUACACUUCAAAGGAUAUCAUUAAGAAAUUGGAGACCUUGAAUGAAGAACACAUUAUUGGUUCUGGGGGCUUUGGAACAGUAUACAAGCUUGCUAUGGAUGACGGCAAUGUAUUUGCCUUGAAAAGAAUUGUGAAGAUGAAUGAGGGCUUUGAUCGGUUCUUUGAAAGGGAGCUUGAAAUUCUUGGAAGCAUUAAACACCGAUACUUGGUGAAUCUGCGAGGAUACUGUAAUUCUCCAAUGUCGAAAUUAUUAAUUUAUGAUUUCUUACCUGGUGGUAGCCUGGAUGAAGCUCUUCAUGGGUUAGCAUUAGAUCGGGUCAGCUUUGCGCAUCAGUCGAUGGGUGGUACUUGGUCGUUGGUUAGAACGUCAAUCAAUGAGCCACGACUGGGUGGCAAGAAAAAACGAGGUCCAUGGCCUGCCCAUCAAGAAACUAGACUCUUCGAUUUUGUUGGAAGUAGUUUUGUCGGAGUUGAGCAAGAUUUGCCCGGAUUACAUCAGUGUAGAUGCCGGGACUGUGAAAGAUCUGAGCAGUUAGACUGGGAUGCACGACUCAAUAUAAUCAUGGGUACUGCAAAAGGCCUUGCCUAUUUGCAUCACGAUUGUUCCCCUCGAAUUAUACACCGUGACAUAAAGUCAAGCAACAUUUUGCUUGAUGGAAAUUUGGAAGCUCGGGUAUCUGACUUUGGACUAGCCAAAUUGUUGGAGGAUGAAGAGUCCCACAUUACAACCAUUGUGGCUGGAACUUUUGGGUAUCUGGCUCCAGAAUAUAUGCAGAGUGGCCGAGCAACAGAAAAGACCGAUGUUUAUAGUUUUGGGGUUCUGGUGCUCGAAGUUGUUAGUGGAAAGCGGCCCACUGAUGCAUCAUUCAUUGAAAAGGGCCUUAACAUUGUUGGCUGGGUAUGCCUCCUCUCUUCAUCUGUUUUUGUGCUUUCAUUCAUUGUUUUUGUAAUCCUCUUUGCUGUGAUGCCAAAUUUGAACUUAUCUGCAAAUGAAUUUGAGGUCAAGCAAUUAAGUGCCAAACCUUUGUAA
Molecule: messenger RNA, 1170 nt
Organism: Ilex paraguariensis (yerba mate)
Lineage: Eukaryota; Viridiplantae; Streptophyta; Magnoliopsida; Aquifoliales; Aquifoliaceae
Source: the annotation of a GenBank genome assembly